GAGCCGGGCCGGGGCGGUGAGUGGGGAAGCCGGCGCCCGGGCGGAGCGCCAUGGGGAGCCCCCGCGCCGCGCUGCUGAUGCUGCUCGUGCGCCCGAUCAAGCUGCUGAGGAGGCGCUUCCGGCUGCUGCUGCUGCUCGCCGUGGUGUCGGUGGGACUCUGGACUCUGUAUCUGGAGCUGGUGGCGUCGGCCCAGGCCGGCAGGAACCCCCUGAAUCACAGGUACAGCAGCUGGAGGGAGCUGGCCAAGGCACUGGCCAGCAGGAACAUCCCAGCUGUUGAUCCCAAUCUCCAAUUCUACCGUCCUCAGAGGCUGAGCCUCAAGGACCAAGAAAUUGCCCGAGGCAGGAGUAAGAACAGUAGCUACUUGAAGUGGAACAAGCCUGUCCCCUGGCUCUCAGAGUUCCGGGGCCAUGCCAACCUGCAUGUGUUUGAAGACUGGUGUGGCGGCUCCAUCCACCAGCUCAGGAGGAACCUGCACUUCCCCCUGUACCCCCACAUCCGAACCACUCUGAGGAAGCUGGCUGUGUCCCCCAGAUGGACCAACUAUGGUCUCCGAAUAUUUGGCUACCUGCACCCUUUUACUGAUGGGAAAAUCCAGUUUGCCAUCGCUGCUGACGACAACGCCGAAUUCUGGCUGAGUUGUGAUGACCAGGUCUCAGGCCUUCAGCUGCUGGCCAGUGUGGGCAAGACAGGAAAGGAAUGGACAGCCCCUGGAGAGUUUGGGAAAUUUCAGAGUCAAAUUUCCAAGCCAGUGAGCUUAUCAGCCUCCCUCAGGUACUACUUUGAGGUGCUGCACAAGCAGAACGAUGAGGGUACGGACCACGUGGAGGUAGCGUGGAGACGGAAUGACCCAGGGGCCAAGUUUAUGAUCAUUGACUCCCCCUUCUUAUCCCUCUUUACAAAUGAGACCAUCCUAAAGAUGGAUGAAGUGAGCCACAUCCCACAGACAGCAGCCAGCCAUGUGGGCUCCUCCAACACUCCCCCCAGGGAUGAGCAGCCCUCGGCUGACAUGCUGCAGCCUGACCCUCGGGACACCCUCUAUCGAGUGCCUCUGAUCCCCAAGUCCCAUCUGCGCCAUGUCCUGCCUGACUGUCCCUACAAACCCAGCUACCUGGUGGAAGGUCUCCCGUUACAGCGCUACCAGGGCCUUCGCUUUGUUCAUCUGUCCUUUGUUUAUCCCAAUGACUAUACCCGCCUGAGCCACAUGGAGACCCACAAUAAAUGCUUCUACCAAGAAAGCGCCUCUGAUCAGGACAGGUCCAGCUUCCAGGAGUAUAUCAAGAUGGACAAGCCGGAGAAGCAGGGCCUGGAGCGGCCAGGUUUGGAGGACGGCCUUCUAGAAGAAUCCCAGUAUGAAGAAGCACCAGAUGGAAUCCCUGCCUCUCUAGACCAGAAGACGGGGACACAGAGGAGCAAACCAAAGACUACGUCCGCCCCGGGGUUGGGGGUCACUGACUACCACUUGCGGAAGCUCUUGGCUCAAUCACAGAGUGGCCCACUGGCACCCCUUUCCAAACAGAACUCUCCAGCGUCCUCUCCAGCCAGGACAAGUGACCUGCCAGUGCAGCAGCCGGAGAGAAGGACGGGGGAAGCUGACCCUGUACCCAGCCAAAAUUUGUCUCGUUCUGACAAGGGGCCCCCGAGGAACCCUCCUCUCACCCCGAGAGCCAGGCCCGCCGGUGACCAUCCUGCAAAGACUCUUGAGCAGUCGCAGUGGCUGAAUCAAGUGGAAUCCUACAUUGCUGAGCAGAGAAGGGGUGACAGGAUGGAGCUUCAGGUCCCCAGCAGGAGCUGGCACGGGGAGGAGGAAGUGGUGAUAGCAGCGGACCCCGAAGGAGACGUGGAGGAAGUGGAGGAGGGGGAGGAAGACGAGGAAGAAGAUAUGGGCGAGGUUUUCGAGUAUGUACCUGUGUUCGACCCAGUCGUGAACUGGGAGCAGACCUUCAGCGCGCAGAACCUCGACUUCCAAGCCCUGAGGACUGACUGGAUUGACCUGAGCUGUAACACGUCGGGCAACCUGCUGCUUCCGGAGCAGGAGGCCCUGGAGGUCACGCGGGUCUUCCUGAGAAAGCUCAGCCAGAGGACCCGGGGGAGAUACCAGCUGCAGCGCAUUGUGAAUGUGGAGAAGCGCCAGGACCGGCUUCGAGGGGGUCGCUACCUCUUGGAGCUCGAGCUGCUGGAGGGCCAGCGCCUGGUACGGCUCUCUGAGUAUGUGUCCACUCGAGGCUGGCGUGGAGGUGACCCCGCUGGCAGGGAGGACACAGAAGCCCGGAACCUGCAGGGCCUGGUCUGGAGCCCACGCAGCCGCCGCAGACACGUCCUGCAUGCCCAGGAUCCAGAGCCUAAGUUAUGCUGGCCCCAAGGUUUCUCCUGGAAUCACGGAGCGGUGGUCCACUUUAUUGUGCCUGUGAAGAACCAGGCUCGCUGGGUGCAGCAGUUCAUCAGAGACAUGGAGGACCUGUCCCAAGCCACGGGCGACUCACAUUUCAACGUCAUUAUCACAGACUACAGCAGCGAGGACAUGGAUGUUGAGAUGGCUCUGAAGAGGUCCAGGCUGCGGAGCUACCAGUACCAGAAGCUGAGUGGGAACUUUGAGCGGUCUGCCGGACUACAGGCCGGCAUAGACCUGGUGAAGGAUCCACACAGCAUCGUCUUCCUCUGUGACCUGCACAUCCACUUUCCAGCAGGAAUCAUCGAUGCCAUCCGGAAGCACUGUGUGGAGGGCAAGAUGGCCUUUGCCCCCAUGGUGAUGCGGCUGCACUGCGGGGCCUCUCCACAGUGGCCUGAAGGCUACUGGGAGGUCAAUGGAUUUGGUCUGCUCGGCAUCUACAAGUCGGACCUGGACAAGAUCGGGGGCAUGAACACCAAGGAGUUCCGAGACCGCUGGGGAGGGGAAGACUGGGAGCUGCUGGACAGGAUCCUGCAGGGGGGCCUGGAAGUGGAGCGGCUGUGCCUCAGGAAUUUCUACCAUCACUUCCACUCCAAGCGAGGCAUGUGGAACCGACGCCAGGUGAAGAUGCCGUGACCUCAGGGGACAGCUGCUUACGACUCCUCAACCCGGCGCUCUGCCUGCCACUCGCUCCAGGAGGGAAGAUGAGGAACCGAAUCCUCAGCACCAACCGCCCUCUCCACCAGGAGCUGUCCCUGCAUGCAGGGCUGAGCGCCCAGGCUCCUCGGCCACCCACUGGGUGGACAUGGGGACCUGCUGCGAAGGAUGGCCAGCAAGGUCAAGAAGAAAACACCUGCCUGAGCAGAAUUCCGUCUCUUCCACAAACGUGCCUCCCUACAGCCCAGUGCCCCUCAGAGGGAGUGUUGACUGUGAACCAGAGACUUCAACAGGACAGAUUUUAUUUGGGGUGGGGGGUUGCGGGAGAUGGGUAAUUUUUAACAGAGAAUGAAGACUUCUGUCUAGACCCAGCAUUCACUGGGGCGAAACUGUGCGUUGCAGCCCUCAGACCCCUGAGGUGCUGGUCCUGGCGAGGCCGUCCAGUCUGUGCCUUCUAAACGUACGCACCUCUCCCGGUGGCCACUGAAGAGCUGGCUACCACCUGGGGCGUUAACCCACCUCGGACAGAUAGAGGGUUCUCUAGACUGGCAGCCCCACAUUGGUGGCAUCUUCCUGCUGCAGUGGGGUGUUGUGGGGGAAUGGGUGGGCAGUGGGCCCGUCCUCCUGAGGGUCCGACAUACGGACUGUGUAGGACCAGCAAAGACAAGCAGGUAGAGAAAUGCCCCUUCACCCCUCCUGUUUGCCUGCCAGGUAAGACCUGGAGAGAGUAGGAAGGCACCACCAAAGGUGACGUGGAGAGCCUGUCAACUGCGCAGGUGGGAGCUUGUGAGGGGUUCAAGACAAAAAGGGAAGAAAUUGUCUGCAAGCCUGAUGCGUCCCUGGCCUUGCCCUUCUACAGAGAGAGACCUCCAGGCCCCAAGAGGAGAUGAAGAGGUGUGGGCGAUGCCUGACCAUUGGAUAAGGGGCAGGGUGAGGUCAGGGAGGCCAGGACAGUGGCAGGACGAACAGGAAAAUGGCUAGUUUCGGUUAGAACAGCGGUAACCUUUUCUGUCUUUAGCUACGCCUUCUGUCACCUGACGUCACAUUUACCUUGCACUAACUAUCCCAGUGCUCUCUGGCUGGGGACUUUCUCCUGCUGCUGCUGCUGACUCACCAGUGGUGCAUUGGGUGCUGGGUAUUGAUCUCAGUCUGUGAAGUGAGGGUCAGCGCAGCCCCUUCUCGCUUCGAGAGAGGGCUCGUGGCUGUGCAGCGGGGCCACUCCGCAGAGCCUGAUUACCGUGCUGUGAAUCAAGAGUGCAGCAUUUGGAGCUGCAGGGCCCACAUGAUGGGCUCUGGGUGCCAGGAACAGAGCUCGGCACACCGGGAACCCCCUGGGCCUUUCCUUUACGCAAUCUGAAGGGCAGGGUGGUUUCUCUUCAUGGGCUGUGUCUUUCUCUCCUCCCUGCUCAGGCCCUCUGCCCUUUAGAAAAGGCACAUAGGAAGUAGCUGGGGUGCCAGGAUUCUCUCUAAAGCCAUGGACUCUCGGCAUCGUGCUGUAAGGCCGGGGCCAGUCCCGACAGCCCUCCUCAUCUGCUUCUGAGGACUAGGAACCCCCUUGGCCUUACCCACCCUGCUUACCACCUCCCUCUUGGGUCCAGUGCCUUGUGUUUGAUGUCUGUUACCUCCUUACCAUCUGCCUUAAGGGAAAGGAAAAUGUCGUGGGUGGGGACAGGGAGGAGGGCAUUAAAGUCAGCAUCUUAGAAAAUCAAUGGCUGCUGUCCUAUUGCCCAGUCGCGGUAAACGGGUUGGCCAGGAGAGCCAGGGAGCUGUGUUUCCCGUCCCUCAGCCGGGUGCUCACUGACAGGCCACGUACCUUCUGUUCAUGGUUUGGUGCUUGCGGGCAGAAGGGACAAGCUUUCUGUGCUACACUGUGCUUGGAAGGGCGCAGCUCUGUCCUGGCUGUGUCUCAGCAGACCAGCUCAGUGGAGGUCAUGGUCUCGGCUAGAAAGGCUCCCCCUCGAGUGAAGGAGGCCAGUCAGAGCAGUGCAACUCCAAUCCCAGCAUUUGGGAAGCCGAGACAGGAAGAUCGGGAGAGCAAGGCCAACCUCGGCUCCUUAGCAAGAAGCCA
Molecule: messenger RNA, 5115 nt
Organism: Meriones unguiculatus (Mongolian gerbil)
Lineage: Eukaryota; Metazoa; Chordata; Mammalia; Rodentia; Muridae
Gene: B4galnt3
Product: beta-1,4-N-acetyl-galactosaminyltransferase 3
Exons: 20
Coding region: 51-3026 (991 amino acids)
Cellular component (GO): Golgi cisterna membrane
Molecular function (GO): acetylgalactosaminyltransferase activity
Source: RefSeq, a predicted model, not a curated record